UCCAUGCAGCGGAGAGCGGAGUGGAUCUGACCGCUGAAGGGGGUAUCUCCUCCCGUUACCCAACCAAUGUGAUACUCUCCGGCUCUUCGGGAGAGGUGUUCCUCUGUCGUCUCGAUUGUCUUCACCUUGUUUACUCGUAACAGCAAUAUUUCUUCACAUUCAGAGAAUAAUGGAAGCGCUCGCGACGAGAUGCGCACUGUUUCUUGCGCAGAUCGCACUCUUCAGUAAUACAGCGGAUGUAUCAGAAGCAUAUGGUUUCAGAUCACAGAAAAAACUCUCAGAGAACAUAGAGUGGUCUUAUGCGGGAACUCUAAACCAAAAUAACUGGGCAAAGAAAUACCCAUCAUGCAACAAUGCCAAACAAUCACCAAUAAACAUUGAGGAGAGCCUGGCACAGGUCAAAAUUCAAUUCCAGAAGCUGAGAUUAGAGGGGUGGGCGGAAAAUACAUCAGACUCCACUAUAGUAAAGAAUGAUGGGAAAACGGUGGCCAUUGAUGUGGGAGGAGAUUUUUUUGUGAGUGGAGGGGGACUCAGGUCCAAGUUUAAGGUGGGACGCAUCACUUUCCACUGGGGCCUGUGCAAUGCCUCCACUGAUGGGUCGGAGCACGGCCUCAACAAUGAAAAAUUCCCCCUGGAGAUGCAGAUAUACUGUUAUGAGGCAGAUGCUUUCAGUGGCCUCGAUGAGGCCCUCAGCACAGCAGGAAAGAUCACAGCGUUGGCCGUGCUGUUUGAGAUAAGUACUGAGGAUAAUGAAAACUACAUGGCCAUCAUUGACGCAGUCAACAGUGUCAGCCGUUAUGGAAAGAGCGGCCCUGUCUCUCCGUUCACCCUGCAAGGUCUCCUGCCCAAAUCCACAGAGAAGUACUUCAUCUAUAACGGCUCUCUGACCACCCCUCCCUGCUCUGAGACUGUGGAGUGGAUCGUCUUUAAAAACACGGUGACCAUCUCAGAUGUUCAGCUAGAGAUGUUCUGUGAGGUGAUGACCAUGCAGCAGGCUGGAUAUGUCAUGUUAAUGGACUACCUGCAGAAUAACUACAGAGAGCAGCAGGAACAAUUUAUGGGACAAGUCUUCUCAUCCUACACUGGCAUCGAGGAGGUCCAUACUCCUAUUUGUAGUUCUGAGCCAGAGAAUGUGCAAGCCAACCCUAAUAAUCACACCAGUAUGCUUGUGAUCUGGGAGAGACCGCGGGCCGUUUAUGACUCGAGCAUAGAGAGAUACUCAGUCACUUACCGGCCGGCCCAGGGCGAUGAUGAAUCGGCCUUAGAGUACUUGACUGAUGGAGACCAGGAUGUGGGGGCGAUCAUUCAGGACUUGGUGGCCAACACUAGUUACAUGGUGCAGGUAGUUGCUGUGUGCACCAAUGGUCUGUAUGGCAGAGUGAGUGACCAGCUGACAGUGGACAUGCCCCUGGAUGAUGCUGAAACAGACAAUGACUCCGACUCGUUUGAAUAUGAUGAAGAGGAAGACCAUCACAUCAAUCCCUUUUUGAUCAGACCUGGCACAAAUAAGCUUCCAUAUCCCUUCCAAACCACCACAACCAGCCCAAGAGUUACUAAAACAGAGCGCCCGGGGGCGAUCAUUCAGGACUUGGUGGCCAACACUAGUUACAUGGUGCAGGUAGUUGCUGUGUGCACCAAUGGUCUGUAUGGCAGAGUGAGUGACCAGCUGACAGUGGACAUGCCCCUGGAUGAUGCUGAAACAGACAAUGACUCCGACUCGUUUGAAUAUGAUGAAGAGGAAGACCAUCACAUCAAUCCCUUUUUGAUCAGACCUGGCACAAAUAAGCUUCCAUAUCCCUUCCAAACCACCACAACCAGCCCAAGAGUUACUAAAACAGAGCGCCCGGUCCAUCCAGUCAUUAAGACGACACCAAGGACUCAUGAAAGAAGACUCUCAGUAGAAGACUCCCAGAAGACUCAUGAUCAUUAUUUUCCAGCAGUAUACACAGAUAAACCUACUCUGAAAUACACAGACAAACCUACCAUCCCGGCAACCAUAGCCACCAGUUUUGUUGUGGAUAUACAUACCACUAAACCAGAUGGUUCUAGCAUUGUAGCAGGUGUAUCCUCAGAGUCUGAUGGCCAAAGCAAUACCUUCACAGAUUCCCCAACAAGCAUCACCCCUGAAACAAGCGUCACCCCUGAAACAAGCAGAACCCUUGAAAAAAGCAUAACCCUUAAAACAUUUGUAACAUCACCUUCGAUAUACAUUUCGGAAGUUGAGGAAGUGACUCAACCUGUAACCGACUCACACAGCUAUGGGGAGAGUUCAGUGACUGUAGCACCAUUGCCUGAAAUCCCAGUGGAAUCAACUUCCUCUACCUUCCCCCCAGAGGUCCCUCUGUGGCCUACAACUGCUAACUUGCCUUUUCCAACCACUGAUGCUUUCAGCACUGUUCUGUCGCAGACCACCCAACCAGUGUUUAAUGGUGAGAGUGCUUCGUAUGCCCCCUCUGUAUCUGACACUUUGUCCUACGUGCAUGCAAGUCCUGUGUCACCCCAUUCCUUAAGCAGUGUGUUGUCUGAGCCCAUCCCUGACUGGGACAUCCCAUACACUGUUUCCAAGCUGGUGUAUGGUGGUGCACAGUCUAUCUCCCCUUCCCCUUCCUACCCUACCCUAUUCCUCACCAGCUCUGAGUCUUAUUUAGACAUGGAGCCUGUCUCUAGUGGUGGUUGUAUUGAUGAUGAUGGUGAUGAUGAUAUUUUGUCUGGGUCCAUCUCGGCUGACCCCCAGUGUAGAAGUACUCUUCCCCUUCAAACGUUACCAGAAGUGACUGCUUCUGUGGUCUCCAUGCAGCCAAGCUCUGAACAUGACCUCUCUGAGUCCCCCAGUAUUUUCUCCAUGCUGAGCUCUUUUGCACAUCUCCAGCCUUCAGUUCCUGUCUCUAACGACUACUCUCUGAUGACAACAACCCUCGACUCUGACUCUUCUCUCUCAGGUAGUGUUGGUGACUCUAGACUGCUGACAGAGUGGGUAGAUUCAUCUAUAGUAGCUCCUACCUUUAGUCAAGACAAUGGUGCAUCUAUUGAAAUCUCUCUGCAUGCCUCUUCUAACUUCCUGCUGCCCUCCUCUACUUUGGGACUGUCCCCGUGUAGUGGUCUCUUGGGUGACCCAUCUAGUCCUGUAGAACACCAUUCGUUUCUGUCCACCUUCAGCGCCGGUACUCUUCUGUGCAGCAAAGCAGAUUUGGACCUCCGCAACGAGGCUUUUUUGUCAUCUCUUCCCAUUUUUACCAUGCCGUCUAGUGACCUCAGCAUUUCUGUUUCAGCCACCAACAGCAGCGUUGCACAAAGUACAACUGGACAGUCCCAGGGAGCACCUGUUCCUGUAAGGUCUUCAACUAUUGCGCCAACCUCUACUGCAGAAUUAAUAUUCAAACCUACUCCUGUGGUGCCCCCAACUAUUGCGCCAACCUCUGCCCCAGAAUCCAUCUCUGUGGUUGCUCCUGUGGUGCCCCCAACCGUUGCACUUUCCUCUGCUCCAGAGUCCAGUUCCAUGCCUACACACUCUGCAGAUGGACAUCUGGAGAACAGUGCCUCGGGCUGGGCUCUUGACUUAGAUUUGGGCCAGAGCUCAGCAUCAGGAGAUGAAAGUAUUGUCCCAUAUAUCACCACUGCCACUCCUACAGAGGUACCUCCUGAAGAGAAGGAUGAUGGGAACGAGGAACACUCUUCCUCCUUCUACUUUGAAGGUGAGAAUGGGAAAGAUAGUGAAACUACCGAGUUCAGAGUCACCCUACGCCCUAGCCCAUCCUGGACUCUAAGAGGAAGUGGGGAAGAGGAGAGCGGAUCAGGAGAAAACCUCACAGAUAAUGAGACCUCUUCAGACUUCAGUAUUCCAGAGCGCACUGAGAGGGAUUCAGAGGAGGAACCAGUGGAAGAUGCUGGUAACAGCAGUCAUGAGUCACGGGUGGGCCUGGCAAGCAGCAUUGAGCGCCAGAAGGCGGCUGUGAUUCCUCUGGCUGUGGUCUCCACCCUCACGUUCCUGGGUCUCAUCGUUUUGAUUGGCAUUUUUAUCUACUGGAGGGACAAGAUUGUAGACCUCCACAAGGCUGGAAUGGGCAACAAGACCAUCGCCAAGCAGGUUGGUGAGAAGGUGACAACAGUUGGUGCGAUUAUUCGCAAAUGGAAGAAAUACAAAAUAACUGUCAAUCUCCCUUGGUCUGGGGCACCAUGCAAGAUCUCACCUCGUGGAGUUUCAAUGAUCAUGAGAACGGUGAGGAAUCAGCCCAGAACUACACGGGAGGAUCUUGUCAAUGAUCUCAAGGCAGCUGGGACCACAGUCACCAAGAAAACAAAUGGUACCACACAACGCCGUGAAGAGGAGAACUGGGUGAAAGUGUUGUGGUCAGAUGAGACCAAAAUCGAGCUCUUUGGCAUCAACUCAACUCGCCGUGUUUGGAGGAGGAGGAAUGCUGCCUAUGACCCCAAGAACACCAUACCCACCGUCAAACAUGGAGGUGGAAACAUUAAGCUUUGGGGGUGUUUUUCUGCUACAGGGACAGGACAACUGUACCGCAUCAAAGGGACGAUGGACGGGGCCAUGUACCUUCAAAUCUUGGGUGAGAACCUCCUUCCCUCAGCCAGGGCAUUGAAAAUGGGUCGUGGAUGGAUAUUGAAAGAGUAUUUUGAGGAAGUUCAGACGUGCACCGUGGACCUCGGAACAACAACGGACUGUUCCAGCCAUCCAGACAAUAAGAACAAGAACCGAUACGUCAACAUUUUAGCCUAUGACCACAGCAGAGUGCGACUCGCACCCCUAAAUGACAAAGAUGGGAGAAGUGGAGGGGACUAUAUAAAUGCCAACUAUGUGGAUGGUUUUAACAAACAGAAAGCCUACAUUGCAGCACAAGGGCCCUUAAAGUCCAGCACAGUGGAUUUCUGGCGGAUGGUGUGGGAGCAGAAUGUGGGAGUGAUUGUUAUGAUCACAAACAUCAUGGAGAAAGGAAGGAGGAAGUGUGACCAGUACUGGCCUCUGGAGAACCAGGAAGACUAUGGAUGUUUUUUGGUUACUGUUAAGAGCACAAAAGUCCUCGCGCACUACACCCAGAGAACCUUCACCAUCAGAAAUACCAGCAUAAAGAAGGAUUCUCAGAGAGGUCGUAGUAACGAGAGGACAGUAAUACAGUACCACUACACACAGUGGCCAGACAUGGGUGUACCUGAGUACGUCCUGCCAGUGCUUUCAUUCGUCUACAAGUCCUCUAGAGCUCAAACAGACCACAUGGGGCCAAUGAUUGUACACUGCAGUGCUGGAGUGGGCCGAACAGGGACCUACAUAGUGUUGGACAGCAUGUUAAAACAGAUUAAAGGGCAGGGGACAGUCAACAUUAUGGGCUUCCUCAAACACAUUCGUACACAACGGAACUAUCUAGUUCAAACAGAGGAGCAAUACAUCUUUACCCAUGAUGCUCUAGUAGAGGCCAUUUUGAGUCAAGAGACAGAGGUGCCAUCAAGCCAUAUUCAUCAGUAUGUUAACAACCUCCUAACCCCAGGGGCCUCAUGUAAGACACAGCUGGAAAAGCAGUUUAAAUUGGUGUGCCAGUCGAAUGCCAAACAGAAUGAUUACAGCAGUGCCCUGAAUGACUGCAACAGAACAAAGAACAGGAGCUGCUCUCUGAUUCCUGUGGAGAAAUCCAGAGUGUGUUUGUCCACAUCAGCAGGAGAGACGUCUGACUACAUCAAUGCCUCAUAUGUCAUGGGCUAUCGGCAGAGCAAAGAGUUCAUCAUUACCCAGAAUCCUUUGCCCAGCACAGUGAAGGACUUGUGGAGGAUGGUGUGGGAUCACAACGCCCAGGUUAUUGUUUCAUUGUCGGACAUGAGUAGCACGACAGAAGACAGCGAGCCAAUCAUAUUCUGGCCUGUGAGAGAUCAGCCAAUCAGCUACGAGACGUUCUCUGUAUCGUUACGAGGGGAGACCCACGUGUGCCUGUCCAAUGAAGACAUGUUGAUAGUGCAGGAUUACAUUCUAGAGGCCACACAGGAUGAUUUUGUUUUAGAAGUGAAGCAUUACCGGGCUCCACGCUGGCCAAACCCAGACAGUCCCAUCAGUAAUGUCUUUGAGCUGAUCAACAUCGUCCAAAAAGAGUCCGGCUCCAAAGAUGGACCCAUGGUCGUACAUGACGAGCGUGGUGGUGUGACGGCUGGAACGUUCUGUGCGCUGUUCACUCUACUGCAGCAGCUUGAAGCCGAGAGUGUGCUGAACGUCUACAUGCUGGCCAAGAUGAUCAACCUCAUGAGGCCUGGAGUCUUCUCUGACAUUGAUCAGUAUCAGUUCCUCUACAAAGCCAUCCUGAGUUUGGUCAGCACCCAAGAAGACGAGCGAGCGUUUCAGUCUUCAGACAACAACAGCACGGUCCCAGGAGGCGUCUCGAGUGCGGCCGAGAGUCUGGAAUCUUUGGUGUAACCAUAGUGACGAGCCGGCACAGGAAAAAGACUUGUUUUUCUAUCAAAGAAUGCUCUUGUUUCCCCCCAGUCCAUCUCUGGACUGAUAGCGCUCUGCUGGAUGCAGCGCUGUCAUUAACUGUGUGCCUUUGUACACUCCAUGUUUUUAUUCAUUGUUUCUCUCUUAAAUCGCCACCUUGUGCUAAUGUCUUACGUACUAAUGUCUUCUCAUAGAGUCAUAUUUAUUUGCUUAAAAGCUUGUUUAAAAGGGAAAACACCAUUUUUAUUUUAAUAAGACUGUUUUUUAUUAGUCUAUUUUUUAAAGUAGAAUUUCAGCCACAGUUUUUUCAUUCAAAUAUACAAAGAAAGUGGCAAAAUCAGUCAUGGAUAAAGGGCAGGAAAUAAUAUUCUAAUGUGUAAAUAAUAUUACAGCAACCACGUCGAUGGACCAAAUUUCUAUUUAUGUCUAGAAUUUUAUAUUUGAGGCACUAGUGCUUUACAAGACAUGGCUGCGUUUGAAUAAUUUAGUCACAUUUGAAAUGAUGUUUUAAUAUUUCUGAUGCCUCUCUGUUUUGUUAUUGACGUAAGAUGAUGCAUUACAUACUGACACUGUUUAGCUGUACAAGAUGUUUUUGUCUGUUCGUAGGAUUAAACCAAACAAGAAAGCACGCGAGGAGACUGGUCUGUUUAUGCUGGGAUAUUUCAUGUGCUUAGACUUUAUAAUUCUUGUUUUUUGACAAUAUAUUUAAAAGGAAUAGUUUGUUUAAUAAUGUUAAUACACCACAAAAAUAUUUUCCACAUUACCC
Molecule: messenger RNA, 7190 nt
Organism: Sinocyclocheilus grahami
Lineage: Eukaryota; Metazoa; Chordata; Actinopteri; Cypriniformes; Cyprinidae
Product: receptor-type tyrosine-protein phosphatase zeta-like
Exons: 33
Coding region: 170-6406 (2078 amino acids)
Biological process (GO): peptidyl-tyrosine dephosphorylation
Molecular function (GO): nucleic acid binding; protein binding; protein tyrosine phosphatase activity
Source: RefSeq, a predicted model, not a curated record